Molecule: messenger RNA, 2379 nt
Organism: Panicum virgatum (switchgrass)
Lineage: Eukaryota; Viridiplantae; Streptophyta; Magnoliopsida; Poales; Poaceae
Product: FBD-associated F-box protein At3g49020-like
Exons: 5
Coding region: 651-2156 (501 amino acids)
Molecular function (GO): protein binding
Source: RefSeq, a predicted model, not a curated record
UUCUCCUCCUUAUCCAGUCGCCCGCUCCUCUCCUUCCUCUCCGCGCCUCAUCCGCCCCCUUCCUCCGCUCGCGCCGCCGCCCUCCCGGCCUCCGCCCGCGCCGCUGGCCUCCGCUCGCGCAGCUGCCCUCCCGACCUCCGCCCGAACUGCCGCCGGCCUCCGCCAGAUCCGCCGCAUCCCGGCGUCCGCCCGCGCCGCCGGCCUCCGCCCGAGCCGCCGCCUCCCGGCGUUCGCGCGCGCCGCCGGCCUCCAUCACCGCGGCGUCCGCCCGCGCCGCCGCCUCCUGAGCCCUGGUGAGGGCAAGGCGGUCCAAGGGCGGGAGGAGCUCGGCGGAGCCGCGUGGAGCCUCGAUUUCGUGGCUAACCGAGUCCGGCCGGCCAAACGCGGCCUCAAAAUCGAACCCAACUCCAGCAGCCCUCCCUGUCGUAACCGAAGCCAGUCUCGUUGUUGGGUGGGAUUCCCAAAUCUGAGUCCAAUCCCUCCCUCAAAUUGACACUCCUCCAGUAGGGAGGGGCUGGAUCUGGAGGGGAUUCAGUUCAAGGCAGGCAGGCAGAGAGGGAUUGAUUCGAUUCCGGCCCGGGAUAUAUAUAGAUUAUCUAUAUAUAUUUCACAUAGAGGAAGACAUGGGGCUUGUGGAUCUUAUGUAGCACAUGUCCAUGGAGCGGCAGCCGGACCGCCUUCGUCGGCGAGCGCAUACCACUUAUGGGUUGGUUGCUUCACGGGAUAAUAAUAAUAAGGUCUCACCCUGCCAGCAAGAAGCUGAUUCUCAAGGUGGUGAGGCACAGAUGCCUAGGCUUCCAGAGGACAUCUGGUGUUAUAUACAUUCCCUAAUGCCAAUGCGAUCUGCUGCUCGAGCUGCCUGUGUAUCUCAAGCUUUUCUACGUUCCUGGAGGUGCCAUCCCAACCUCACUUUUAGUGUCAGGACGCUGAGAUCAAAUAAGAAGGAACAUAUUGUGAGAGAUUUUUGUAGCAAAGUUGACCAGAUUCUGAAAAGGCACUCAUGCAUUGGUAUAAAAAAACUCAACAUUCAGAUGUGUGAAGGUUACUGUAAUAGUUAUCUCGACAGUUGGCUCCAGGUUGCUGUUAAAUCAGGAAUCGAAGAACUUUCACUUUCGAUACCACCAAUAGCAAAAUACAGCUUCCCAUGCUCACUCUUAUCUAAUGGGAGUGGAGACUCAAUCCGAUACCUAGACUUCACUGGUUGCUCCUUCCGUCCCACAACUGAACUUGGUUGUUUAAGAAGCCUGACAAAACUGCAUCUUUAUCAUGUCCGUUUUACUGGGGAUGAGUUAGGGUGCCUUCUCUCCAAUUCUUUUGCCUUGGAGGUGUUGGGAAUCCGGUAUUGUAAUGGGAUAGGUAGCUUGAAGCUCCCUUGCACGCUGCAGCGCCUAAGGUACCUAGAGGUUUUAGGCUGUUGCAAGCUGGGAAUGAUAGAAAGCAAAGCUCCAAAUAUUUUCAACUUUGACUAUGAAGGAAAGCGCAUUCAACUGUCACUCGGAGAAACGUUGCAAAUGAAGGAGCUAAGAUUGUCCUUCUCUGGCUCAGUUCAUUACUUUUCUGUUGAACUUCCAUCCAGAAUGCCAAACCUUAAAGUUGCCACUAUAUCUUCGCAUAGAGAGAUCAUCAAUACACCAUUGCUGCAUAGCAAAUAUCUCCACCUCAAAAGCCUUACUAUUUUGCUUUUUGCUGGAACCUUUCCUCCGGCCUACGAUUAUUUUUCUCUUGUUUCCAUUUUUGAUGGUUGCCCUUCCAUGGAAAGUUUGGUUUUGGAUGUAUCCCAGUAUGAAAUGGAACACGUCUCCAUAUUCACAGAUCCCUCAGAGCUGAGGAAGAUGCAAGGACAGCAGCACCACAAGAUGAAGUCAGUGAAGAUCCAAGGAUUCACGUCAGCAAAGAGUCUUGUUGAGCUAACAUGCCAUAUUGUUGAGAGCAUGACAUCACUUGAAUGCCUUACAUUGGAGACCCAUCAGAGUUCUUCUAGGUGCUUCGAGCCUGCUGAUAAAAGUAACAAGUGCUCCCCAUUGCCCAUUCAUAUUCUCAAGGAAGCUCAACGAGGGCUCUUGGCCAUCAGGACGUACAUUGAGCCUAAAGUUCCUGCUAUGGUAAAGCUACAUGUUGUUGAGACUUGCCGACGAUGCCAUGCUGUUGAACUUUAGAUGCUGGGUCUAAGUUUCAGCCCUUCAUAAUUAUGGAUAAUAUCCAUUGUGUAGCUCUAGUACUUGAGCGCUUGUGCUGCAGACUCUGUUUUGCGUUUGGAUGUGCUGAAUAACCUCUUAUUAGUUAAUAAUAACUUUGGUAUGCCAUUUGUUAUUUUGAAGCUGUCUGUGUGUCCACUGUAUACAUACAUUUCUUCAAUCAAGCUACCAAACAUGCUUCUAA